AUGGCAAGACAUCACCAUCUUCACGAACAUCAUCACGACGCUGAUCAACCGGACACUCUAACGAUCAGAGGCCGUCCUCGACAUUCAGACGAUGAUACCCCCGAAACAGAAGAUGAACCGCGCACUGAAGAGACUGUAGUCAAUGUCGUGGACGAGCUGCCACGAAGCGGUUUGGUCAUCUUCGAUGACUGCGUCAGUCUCAUUCGCGUCGACAACCUCUCCGAAAGAGCACUUAAUCGAUGGCGUGAAGAAGAACAGCAACACCAACAAAACCCCCAAGAAACCCAACCUCAGAGCCAAAUCCCACCAUCAAUCUACGACGGCUCAGCCCCCAUCCUCUCCAGUCCCCGCCUAACCCAAAUCUCCCGCGCCUGCAUCAUCGCCUCAAACGGGUUCUACGUCUAUGCGCACCAAGCGCAACAACAGAACAUCGCGGUCCCCGGCCCUGUCAGGGCAGAAAGCGACGCUCCAACACGCCCCGAAGCUUCCAGUCAGAGCAUAGUUGCGCAGAAUGAGAGUCAGACUCCCCGAAAUGAUGCGCCUCUUCAAAGUGAAGCCACUCAACAUGGCAAUCCCCAACGCGACACGAGCCAGGGCGACCACGAUCUCCAAGACUUCCGUCCCAUUGUGCAGAAUUACAAUCUUCUACGCAUUCUUCCAGUCAUCGAGAUCUCAAACGAUCCCACACUCUUCAUCCAGAACCCUCGCAAAGAUGGCCCUCAGAGUGACAUCUGUGCUCGCGUACCUGGAAUGUUCAACCACUGGGCUGCACAUGUCAGCUGCUAUGACAGUUUCUACGAUCUCUGGGACUUGGUAGUCAUGCACUCAGGCGAGGAGGAGCCGGAGGUUCAUCUGUACCUUGCAAACUUUGGUGCAAGCUACACGUACAACAGGGACUUGGUGGCUCAAGAGCUGGUCCUGGAUGAGCCUGCCAGCAUCAUCGCGUGGACAAAUGACCCGUCUCCGGAUAUUGACUUUUCUCAAGUGACGAUUUUUAAGAUGACCACGGUCUCUACGACACCGCUUCUUCCUUAUCUUCAGCAUAUUCUGGGCCAAAAGGGUUCGAAGUGGCUGGUCUGA
This is a messenger RNA of Fusarium verticillioides 7600, 1080 nucleotides long. RefSeq lists its product as hypothetical. Lineage: Eukaryota; Fungi; Ascomycota; Sordariomycetes; Hypocreales; Nectriaceae. Bases 1 to 1080 code for a protein of 359 amino acids. The transcript is spliced from 2 exons. The record is from RefSeq and is a predicted model, not a curated record.